AUGGGCUCUGGUCAAACGGGGGAGGAAGAGCCUCGCGAUAGUAACCGCACGAGUGGUAAGCCAAAGAAUGAGUUCCCUCCAGGGAUUAGUCCAGAAAAGUUUCGUGCCAUACAGGACUUAUUCAACAGCCAGCCUCCUGAAAGUCAGAAACAGCUCAUGAAUCAAGCGCUUGAAUUCCAAAAAAAAAUGGGCAAGAUCCCAGGCUUUCGAAAAAUAGCCGAACAAGGUGUCCAGACGGUGGAGGCAUUGCUUAAGCAACAGUCGCUAGAUGGUAAGGGCAACCUCACACCUGGUGGUAUUUCGUCUUCAGUGGGUGGUGAAAACUCAGUGCAGGGUCAGUUUGCUACGCAUGCAGAUGGCCAGCGGCGUGGUACCAUUUUGAAGCCCUCCCCUGCCGCGAGUAGCGGGAGUGGGGGGGUGACGCUGGAUGAGUUGAGGAAAGUCAAUCUCGGACCGGAAAUUGAGGCCUUAUUUGAGGAGCUCCGCUCUAUUCGUGAGAAAAAAAAUCAUUAUCGUGAACUUUACAACAAAACCAAGGUCAAACUAGAGUCAGAGUCAAAAGAAAAAGAGGAGCUUGCUUCGUCACUGAACAGAGUGCAUGCUAAACUAAAACGUGCGGAGCAUGAAGUCAUCCUCAUAAACUCAGAAUGCAUGAAUUUAAACGAGGCAGCCUCGCAGGUCAAGUCCUUGACUGCGCAGAAUCGCCGUCUUUCAGAGGAACUAAGCGUAAUAAAAGCUUCUGCUACCUCAUCUGGAAGCCCGUCCUAUGCGGACUUGCAACGACGGCUGCACUCUAAGGAAGAGGCGCUGCAUUCGCUUCAGCGCAAAAUGGAGCGCAUGCGGCGGCGCGAUCCGUUGUUAGGCUUCUCCAUUGUCUGUAGCGACGUCGCCCGGUUCUGUGAUUCGACUUGUGAUCCACUGAAGGGUAUUGCCGAGGAGGCCUUCGAUGACCUCCAGGCCAACUAUAUGAAGCUUCAGCAAGACGUCUGGACGACUGCAAUGGAGAGCAACAACGGCGCUGCAGCCAAAGCUUACGUGGCGGUGAUAAAGCGUUUUUUUAGUUCUCGCAUACCUCACUAUAAUUACGACGCUGUAAUGGCGGUAGAGGGCGAUGUGGAGUCGCUGAAGGACACUGUGCGUAGCCUGGGCUUUGUCAUGUCCCCCAUGGCGAACCGAGAUGGAUGGUGGGCAUUAGUUGCACAAGCGGACGCGGCACCACUGACAACGUCCCUGGGACCCUACGCGUAUGCAUUCGCCCUCUGGUCAUUAUCGACAUUUAGAAAUGGUAGUAGUAGCAAUAAUAAUAGUAGCAGCUCGAUUAGGAAUCUAACGGGUAGCGAUUGCAUUGGUGGUUCGAGUCGGUCAAUUCUUCCCCACUUUGCGGCUCUGCCGUACACCGUAGCAGUUGUCGCGCCGUACGUUUCGACGACGUUGGUGGAGAACCGGAAUCGCAUCACAGUAGAGUAUGAGACCGCGCGCGCCAGUGGGCCGGGUGGGCAGGCCACAAACGUUACGGAAACUCAAAUUCAUGCCAAACUUUCGAUCGACGGGGCGAAAGCCUUCAGUGCCCAAGCACAGGACUCCCGCAGUGCUCUUCAGAACAAGGAGUCGGCAACAGCGAAGCUCAUGACGCAACGCCGGCAUCAGUACAAUGAGAGUCUUUCUAAACAGCAGCGUGCUGAGGAAGUGGAAAAGAAUGUGCUGAAUGCAAUGACAAAAGUCGGUGUCGGGACGUUCGCGACGCCUUCAGCGGAGGCCUCUGCUGUAGAGUGCGUGCAAAAGGCUUCUGAGACUGGAUUCAUAUCCAGCGCAGAUAUUGCACUUGUCCAAUGUUUUUGGAUUUUAAAAAAGAAACUUACUGAGAUUAGCAAAGCAUUCGAAUAG
Molecule: messenger RNA, 1884 nt
Organism: Phytomonas sp. EM1
Lineage: Eukaryota; Euglenozoa; Kinetoplastea; Trypanosomatida; Trypanosomatidae
Source: the annotation of a GenBank genome assembly